UUUCAGUGAUAUAGGUAGCGCCUCUGUGAAGGUAUUGUGACAAGUUGGUUGAUUGAUUGGCAGUGGUGGCCAUGGCGCCUAAAUGAGAGGGAGGAGGAAUGCAGGUAAAAUGAAGGUGAUACCGGUACAUGGUAUUGCUGAAGGAUGUGGUGUCUGACAUGCUCACUGGUCAACUGUACAUGUGAGUGAGUGAUGAGUUGAUGACAAUAUGUAGUAGGAACAUGCAGGAUCAUCAUUCGUUUGGAGUCUCGAGAAGAUUUGACCUUGUCCCAGAAAAGGGACGUUGCGCUUUAGCAUUUGUUUUUGCAACGUACUCUAGUCUAGCAAAAGCAGAAGAUGGAUGUUGACGCUGCAACUGUGUUUCAUGUAAUCCUCCCCUCCCAAUACAAUCAUAAGCCUUUUGGCAGCUGCUUGUUGGCAGGAAACAGAUCCUUGUCCUUGAAAAAGGCAAGGAUGAUACGAAACCGGAAGCUGCAUUGCAGGUGUCUGUAAGUCUGUGUUCAUGCCAAACGACAACAGCGGCUGGAUGUCCUGAGCUAUUUGUUGCUUGGAAGAAUCAGACUUUGUAUCGUAUAUGUUAUGUGCUCGGCAUGGGUUGUGAUUGACUUGUUUGAAGAGGUGACAAACCUCUGUAUGUUUGCAUGUAUCAUUUCUUUUGUUAUCUCUUCAACAGACACCUGUAUCUGUUAUGUAUGGUCUCUUUAACAGAAGGAUGUUAUCUUAACAGAAGAUAGUAAUCAGUAUAUCACUAUACAAACCUCUGUAUCUGUUAGUCUUGGCAACAGAUUAGUAUCUUCUGUUAAGGUUGUCAGUAGUACAUAAUACUAACAAGCUGUACUGGUACCAAAAACUAUCCACCCUUGCACGCCGUGUCACCAUUGCUUCUACAGCCGGUUCACUUUUGUCACUUGUGGAGUAGAAGACAAUGGUGUGGACGGAAUUCAGCAGGCGGCACUUGAGAGGAGUCCAGAGAAGAGAAAGUGAAUGAAUCAAAACAAAAAUGGAGAGGUGAUCGAUCCGAUCCCUUUGGUUUUGCUGGGCCAAGUGGCGGGGCGGGGCGGCGCGGCGAUACCCCCGAGACUGGAGGCACAGCACACAGGCUCCCCCUCCUCCUCUGCUGGUCUAUUCUCUCCUUCAUCAUCAAUCCCAAGGAGGAGGAAAUGGCAGCGACUGCCGCCUCGGUUUUUUUCUUUCUUCUUUUUUUGCCAACAAACAAAAACAAAGCAGCAGCGGUGGAGGGACAGAGGAAACAACCACAUGCGAUUCUUGGGGAUGCCGCCCCUCCCACCAAUCUAAGCGAACCACGGGCAGGACAUUGUUCGUCAGUCGUCACUGCCUGCCCUCUAAAUUCAACUUCACUUUUCUUCUCCUCUCCGCCCGCCAGGGAGGCGCCUCCAAUCUCUAGUAUAUAUCCACGCUGCCGCUCCGUCCUCCUGCUUUGUUCUUGGAUUGCCCGGCCGGCGGUGUGGUUGGUUUCUUGAUCUGCAUUAUUUAAUAUAAUUCGGACCGCCGCCGCCCGCCUACUCGCCGGAGAUGGAGAACGGGCACGCCAAGUACCGGGUGGCCGUCAUUGGCAGCGGCAACUGGGGCAGCGUCGCCUCCCGCCUCAUCGCCUCCAACACCGCCAAGCUGCCCUCCUUCUAUGAUGAAGUAAGGAUGUGGGUCUUUGAGGAAAUACUGCCAACAGGCAAGAAGCUAUCCGAGUCCAUUAACGAACAAAAUGAGAACUGCAAAUACUUGCCAGGUAUAAAGCUUGGAAAGAACGUUAUUGCCGACCCUGACUUGGAGAGUGCAGUCAAAGAUGCCAAUAUGCUGGUUUUUGUGACUCCCCAUCAAUUUGUGGAGGGUAUAUGUAAGAAGCUUGUAGGGAAGCUAAGACCAGGAGCUGAGGCUAUCUCCCUCAUCAAGGGCAUGGAGGUCAAGAUGGAAGGACCGUGCAUGAUAUCCAAAUUAAUCGCGGAUACACUUGGAGUCAAUUGUUGUGUCCUCAUGGGUGCUAACAUUGCAAACGAGAUUGCUGUUGAAGAGUUCAGUGAAGCAACAAUUGGGUAUAGGAAAGAUAAGGAAGUGGCAAACCGAUGGGCUCAACUUUUUACCACACCCUACUUCCUAGUUUCUAUCGCAGAAGAUAUUGAAGGAGUAGAGCUGUGUGGAACUCUGAAAAAUAUCGUGGCUAUUGCAGCAGGCCUUGUUGACGGCUUGGAUAUGGGAAACAAUACAAAGGCUGCAAUAAUGCGGAUUGGUUUGCGAGAAAUGCGUGCUUUCUCUAAGCUUCUGUUUCCUUCAGUCAGAGAUAACACAUUCUUUGAGAGUUGUGGUGUCGCUGACCUAAUAACCACAUGCCUUGGCGGGAGGAACAGAAGAGUGGCUGAGGCCUUUGCACGAAAUGGUGGCAAAAGGUCUUUUGAUGACCUGGAGGCCGAGAUGUUGCGUGGCCAAAAACUCCAGGGAGUGUCCACAGCAAGGGAAGUCUAUGAAGUCUUGACUUAUCGAGGAUGGCAGGAGCUGUUUCCUCUGUUAUCCACAGUGCAUGAGAUUUGUAUUGGACAAUUGCCUCCUACAUCAAUAGUUGAAUACAGUGAGCACACGCCCAACCUCUCCCUCAUCGGUGGUCCUACUCCAUUCUACUGAGCUAGAUACUGCAGUUUGGACUACUGCUCCAGUUCUCAGUAUCACUUGUUAUAAACUAAGCAAGCUGAGAUAUACUGAAUAUCUGAAACUGUUUUGCAUAUAAAUAUGAUUUCAGUCAUGUCACCUUAUUAGGUGCAUGACUUUAUGAAUCUGUGAUUGUGUAUCCAGUUAGUUGCCUAUUAAUACUAAUUGGACAUCAGUUAAUGAGAAUCAGCUUAUAGUUUGUAUUGAAGAAAUAUGUGGUAUGAUUCCAAAAUGGCAGCUCAAGAUCAAGAACUA
This is a messenger RNA of Sorghum bicolor (sorghum), 2910 nucleotides long. RefSeq names its product glycerol-3-phosphate dehydrogenase [NAD(+)]. The transcript has 14 exons. Gene Ontology annotation, molecular function: NAD binding; protein homodimerization activity; glycerol-3-phosphate dehydrogenase [NAD(P)+] activity. Gene Ontology annotation, cellular component: cytosol; glycerol-3-phosphate dehydrogenase (FAD) complex. Bases 1534 to 2631 code for a protein of 365 amino acids. Gene Ontology annotation, biological process: carbohydrate metabolic process; glycerol-3-phosphate catabolic process. NCBI's taxonomy places the organism in Eukaryota, Viridiplantae, Streptophyta, Magnoliopsida, Poales, Poaceae. The record is from RefSeq and is a predicted model, not a curated record.